AAACCAAACGAGGAAAGGAUUAAACUGCUCCCGGCAGUGGCUCAAUUUUUGGGCCCUUGGAUAAAUAAUAAUUUCCGUCGGGGUUGUUUUUCCUGAAUAACUCUUUCACACUGCCCAGUGUUGCUUCAAAUUUAACUUUCCGACAUUUGUCAUGUUUUGUUUGUCUGGUGUUUUGGUUUCCCUGUUGCCGCAUUUAUUCCCCAGAAAGCCAACGGAUGUGAUAACCAAACAGCAAUCAAGGAAAGGCAACGGACAAAACAAGACAUCGCUAACUGGGUACACAAGGAAAAAGUUUAAAAACAAUUUAAUUAAGUAUUUAAAGCUCUAUGCUGUUAUUAAAUAG
This is a messenger RNA of Drosophila santomea, 343 nucleotides long. RefSeq lists its product as uncharacterized. The record is from RefSeq and is a predicted model, not a curated record. Lineage: Eukaryota; Metazoa; Arthropoda; Insecta; Diptera; Drosophilidae.